AGGCCAGAGUGCCAUCGAAGGUAACUAGAGAGACAGUAAAGUCUUUUAUGCCAGGAAAAAUAAAAUGCUGGGUGUCUCACAGAAUUUCAGAACCUGAUUUCAAAAGGAUCAUAUGAAGAGGAAAUAAAAUUUAGUAUGGUGGACCGCUCUACAGGAUAUAUUUGUCAAUGGAAUUUUUCCACAUAUCAUACGACCAGCAAGAGAAAAAAAUAAUUAUUGUUGAUUUGAAUUUUGAUUGUGGAUUCUACUUUCUUCAUUUGGUCAGAUGAAAUUCCAAAGGCCGCCUUUUCUCUUCUCAAUUUAGAGAAAAAUGAGCAGGAGGAAUUGUUGGAUUUGUAAGAUAUGCAGAGCUGAAUCUAAGAGGCCCCCUUCAAACCUCACUUUGGAGGAAGUGUUGCAGUGGGCCCAGUCUUUUGAAAAGUUGAUGACUACAAAAUAUGGCCCAGUCAUCUAUGCAGCAUACUUAAAAAUGGAGCACAGUGAUGAGAAUAUUAAAUUCUGGAUGGAAUGUGAAACCUAUAAGAAAAUCGCCUCACGGUGGAGCAGAAUUUCUAGAGCAAGGAAGCUGUAUAAGAUUUACAUCCAGCCAGAGUCCCCUAGAGAGAUUAACAUUGACAGUCUGACAAGAGAAGCUAUCAUCAAGAAUAUUCAAGAACCCACUCGAACAUGUUUUGAAGAGGCUCAAAGAAUAGUGUACAUGCACAUGGAAAGAGAUUCCUAUCCCAGGUUUCUGAAGUCAGAAAUGUACCAGAAACUUUUGAAGACUAUUCAGUCCAAGAACAAUUCCUGAAUAUCCCUCGAAAGUUUCAAUUCGACAUGGCAGUGAAAGUACUGGCUUUGUUCUGUUAAUUUAAAAAAAACACAAUAUCGGAAAUAGAGUAGAAAUGAAGUAGAAGAAAUCAAACUACAAAUUGACUUCUAGUUCCCAAAGAGAUCCCAAAAGGGAUGGACUCUAAAAUUCUUAUACCAUAAAUAACACAAUUUCUGGCAUACCUAGGCAGCUCAGUUAAUAUAUAAGGAAAAGGAAGAUAUUUCUCAUGACACCAAUAUGAUGAAGUUUUUACUGUAGUAGUCAACUAAUGGAUGUUUUCCUAUUAAUGAAAUUUUUCUGUCCUAAUGCACAGAUUGGGUCUUUAAAACUUGUAGCUGUGUGAGUUGUCUAUCUAGCAUGAAUAUUUUCCAUAGAUAGAUGAAGUGCUCUUGAUAACGUUAAUUAGUGAAGUUGGUACCCACGGUACAAUCAAUUGUAUUAUAACAUGAGCAAUACCAAAAAGAUGUGUUCUUGAGAUUUGAUCUGUAAAAUUCUCCUACUAUUAUGUUCAUAACUGAACUUCUAGAUCGCAUAUAUCACCUACAUGUGAAAAAUUCCUGGUGAUUCUAAGCUAUUAAAAAUGUAUGAAUUUCUUCAUUUAUUUCUAUACUUACAUUGCUAUAAGGGUGGAAAAUUUGGUUCCUAUAUUCUGA
This is a messenger RNA of Equus quagga, 1464 nucleotides long. It is a transcript of the gene RGS13, whose product is annotated as regulator of G protein signaling 13. The transcript has 7 exons. The coding region runs from base 311 to 790 and encodes 159 amino acids. Lineage: Eukaryota; Metazoa; Chordata; Mammalia; Perissodactyla; Equidae. The record is from RefSeq and is a predicted model, not a curated record.